Molecule: messenger RNA, 3256 nt
Organism: Cladophialophora immunda
Lineage: Eukaryota; Fungi; Ascomycota; Eurotiomycetes; Chaetothyriales; Herpotrichiellaceae
Exons: 1
Coding region: 169-3012 (947 amino acids)
Biological process (GO): carbohydrate metabolic process
Source: RefSeq, a predicted model, not a curated record
CUCGUUUCCCGAUAUGAUAUCGUUGUGGACCAGCCCUUCCCUCCUGGCUGAAUUAAAUGGUAAGAACACCUGUAGUGUCGCUGACUGGUCUAAGGAUGGGCUGAGAUGCCUGAUGAAUCGCACCGCUCUCUGCUUCGAUGAGCGACUCUGACGGGGCUCGGGUGCAGAAUGACUGGUCUACCUGCAAGCCCUCACCUAGCACACAAUUUCCCCAUCUCAUCUAUCGAAAUCGCGCCUCCCACUUUUGAGCAGCACUAUUCGGGCUUCGGUGUCCAAUUUUCAAGGCCCAGAAUCUCAUGGCGGUUUUCUACCACCAAUGCUCGUGUCUACGACUGGGUUCAGAACGCCUAUGACCUUGAAAUCAGACCCAUCGGCGGGCAGGCUGGGCUAUACCAUGUCGACAGUGCAGAAUCUGCGCUCGUCCCGUGGCCUGCCCGAUGCGCCGCCUUGAAAUCUAGGGAGCAAAGAGAAGUUCGAGUGCGGUGCUAUGGCACUUGUCGGCAGGAUGAUGGAACGGCCUCGCAAGAGGCAACAGAAGUUUCGCAUUGGUCAGACUGGAUCGUGGUCGAGGCUGCUCUACUUAGCAGCCAUGACUGGUCUGCCAGCAUGAUCACAAUCAAGGAUCCAAUUUUGCCCAACGAAGACGGAUCGGCUCGUCCCUUGAUCUUUCGAAAACGAUUCUUCUUACCGUCCGACAGGAAGAUCAAGAAGGCUCGAUUUUAUGCCACCAGCCACGGGGUCUACUAUGCGAGCCUCAACAAUAAGGCUAUAGGCGACGAAUGUAUGGCACCGGGCUGGCAAAGCUACAAGAAGCGUCUUCACUACCAAGUACAUGAUAUCGGAUCCCUCCUUUUUCAUGGCGUAGAAAACCUUCUUGUGGUUAAUGUGGGAGCUGGGUGGUUCGCGUCUGCUUUGUCAUGGGUUUGUCGGAGGUUCGUCUACGGAACCGAGCUUGGUAUCAUGGCGCAACUAGAAGUGCAGUUUGAUGGAACUGAUGAACCGUUCACCGUCUGUACAGAUUCGUCCUGGUCAGUCACCUCCUCGGCCAUUCUGAGUAGCGAGAUCUACAACGGAGAGGUCUAUGAUCAGCAACGAGCGAUCGAUAUUACUCAGGAAAACGCGCAGCUCUCUCAGAACCCUUGGCAUGAGGCCAGAGUCUCCAAUACCGUCGUCGCACCCUUGACCUCGCCAAAUGGGCCACCGGUGAGAGUAACGGAACGCCUGCGACCGAAAUCAUUUUCCAGAUCUCCAUCUGGUAAGACCAUUAUAGAUUUCGGACAAAAUAUUGCGGGCCGACUAUGCAUCAGGCGUCUGCUAAAACCUGCGGGCCACAAGGUCACAUUCCGUCAUGCAGAAGUAAUGGAAAAUGGUGAGCUGGGAACCGCGCCGUUACGAACAGCACAGGCGAAAGAUACCGUGAUAUGCGCAGGGGAAAUUCUGACGGAUUGGUGCCCCAAAUUCACAUUUCAUGGUUUUCGGUACGUCGAAGUGACAGGGUGGUCUGAGCAGGACAUGGAGAUGCCCUUGACCAAGGACAGCCUCUUUGCAGAAGUGUUGCACUCCGAUAUGCGAAGGACAGGUUGGUUCUCCUGCUCUAACGAUGAGGUAAACCAAUUUCACCAGAACACAGUGUGGAGUCUGAGAGGCAACUUCCUUAGCAUCCCGAGUGAAUGUCCUUCCAGAGACGAGAGGCUGGGAUGGACAGGUGACUUAAAUCUUUUUGCACCUACGGCUACCUUUCUCUACGAUGCUUGCGGGAUACUGGGAGACUGGCUGCAAGACUUAUACGCCGAUCAAAUGGACGAGCAUGAGGGAUGGAAGAAAGGCAUGGUGCCGCUCUAUGUACCAAAUUGUCUACUGGGACUUGGUCCUGAAGAUGACGGAUGGCAUCACAUGCCGAAUGGCGUUUGGGGUGAUGCAGCAGUCAUGGUACCAUUUCAGCUCUACUUGAUGACCGGUGACAAGCAUAUUCUAUUGCGCCAAUACGAGAGCAUGACUCAGUGGCUUGAAAGUGGUGUUCGACGCGGCGAAGACGGUCUUUGGGAUCGCUAUCAAUGGCAAUUCGGCGACUGGCUGGACCCUUCGGCACCGCCCAAUGAUUCGGGAAGAGGUCGGACGGAUGGUACUUUUGUCGCCGACUGUUUCCUGAUUGAGUCGACCAGGAGGAUGGCCUUCAUCGCCAAACAUCUCCAAAAAUUGGACGACUUUGUUCACUUCAGCACGGUUCACCUCCAGCUAUUGACGGCUUUUCGAACGAAAUAUGUGACACCGGCGGGCCUUCUGGCCCCUGACACAGCCACAGCCAAUGCACUUGCCAUCGCCUUUGAGCUGCUGCCAUCACCUGAGAAGUCUCAUACCGCUUCAGAAGAGCAUACAACAGCCGCGCGCCUCUCUCGUGCCCUGCGUUUUGACGACUUCUGCAUUUCGACCGGUUUCGUCGGCACUGCCUUUCUGCUGUCCAGUCUCACUAAGACCCAUCAGGACACUCUCGCGUACCAGAUGCUUCUAUCCCGGUCCAUCCCUUCGGUCCUUUACCCCGUGCGCAUGGGGGCAACGACAAUAUGGGAGCGUUGGAACAGUCUAAAGCCUGACGGACACAUCAACGAAGCCAGCAUGACAAGUUUCAACCAUCACGCCCUGGGUGCUGUCUCAAGUUGGCUGCACGAGUGCGUUGGCGGGAUCAAAGCCGACGAGCCUGGCUGGAAAACUAUCGUGAUUGAGCCGUGCAUUAACAGAAUGCUCUCGUAUGCAGAGGUGACGUACGAGUCUGUUUAUGGACGCAUAGAAUGCCGGUGGAAGCUUGAUGGUGAUACCUUGAGCAUCGACGUUGAGGUACCCCCAAAUACCCACGCCCGUAUCGUCUUGCCCGACGCGCGCGACAGACGAGCUCAGGGUUUGGAAGUUAAUGACUGCUGGGUGGGAUCAGGACGGUACCAUUUUAAAAGCGAGUACAAACGAGCGGAUCAGCCAGUAAAAGCCAUACUCCCGCCUUGGGGAAGGUCGAGUUUCUGAGUUCUAACGACUUGGUCAAUGGUCGAUCAUUUCUGAGUCUAGCAGGCGCCCUUCUCCCCUCGGUUCUCGUUGACAUACCCAAGCCGCCCAAUGCAACGGAUGCAUACAGCGUUGCACAAUCGACGUCUGGUGGGUAACUAGGUAGAUCAAUGGCCCUCUGUACGUAUACUCGCUCGUCUCCUUGUCAGCACAAUUAGAGCCUCUCUCCAGGUAUACCGGCACAAGUAGGACUGAUAGACAGAAC